Molecule: messenger RNA, 498 nt
Organism: Aspergillus japonicus CBS 114.51
Lineage: Eukaryota; Fungi; Ascomycota; Eurotiomycetes; Eurotiales; Aspergillaceae
Exons: 2
Coding region: 1-498 (165 amino acids)
Source: RefSeq, a predicted model, not a curated record
AUGAACGGCCGUCAGCCAGUGCCAGACGCUGUUGCCCUGGCAUCGUGGCUGGCUAUAGACACGGGCCGCACCCUCAGAAAAGUCAGCACGAGGCUCACGAUCUACGACAUUCACCAGAGACACUUUACAGUGCCGGCGGUACACUUCAUCAAAUACACCGGGCAUGCUGGCUACAGCACGAUCACCGUGCCCAGGAAUCUGGAAAUUGAUGAGCAUGAGGUGAUCUUGCAUCUGGGUCGGUACCAGAUGGACGUGGGGUCAGGUUUCGGGAAUGCUAAGCCCUCCUUUGGGGUGAUCGAACGCCACUCCGGACAACUAAUCCCCGAGACCACGUUCCGGUCCCGCUAUGACCGUGCUCGGCUGGAGCCUGAUGGACCAGAGGAGGUUGUCAUCUCUGCGGAGAAGGUUUCAGAAUCGUUCAUUGCUCACGCACUACGGUUGGUGUCUCGCUUUAAUACGGGUCGGAUGGCGGAGCUGGGCGUAGAGUGUGAAGCAUAG